GUUUAAAGAAAACUCCUAUUUCUCCCUUCGACUGCUUCCCCUCCUUCAUUCAAUAUCUGCACUUGGGGACUGAGGAGUGAUUCCCUGACGGAGAGAGCAACUCUUCUCCCCUUGGCAGUCAGCUGCUCCUCGCAGAGCCGGUACAACUCUCUCUCUUGAGUUCUCACUGGACGUGCUUGGCAAGAUGGAGCCGCCGUCCUCCUCCAGGAUGAAUUCCCGAAAAAGAAGAAAAGAUGGAUCUGGCCCUAAUGGGGCGACAGAGCUGGACGGAAUCCCUCAAAAAAUGUCCCGACGCUCAUUCGGACUGAGGGAACCGGCUCCGUUUUCAGAUGAAGUGGAAAUCGAUUACAGCAAGCCAUACAUCAGAGUAACAUAUGAAGAAGCGAUGAGAGGGACCCCUUUGGAUCGCCCCGUCAGAGUUUAUGCUGAUGGAAUAUUUGAUUUGUUUCACUCUGGACAUGCCCGGGCCUUGAUGCAAGCGAAGAACCUCUUCCCAAACACAUACCUCAUUGUCGGAGUCUGCAGUGAUGAGCUAACCCAUAACUUCAAGGGCUUCACGGUAAUGAAUGAAAAUGAGCGGUAUGACGCUGUGCAGCACUGUCGCUAUGUGGACGAAGUGGUGAGAAAUGCGCCGUGGACGCUCACCCCCGAGUUCCUGGCAGAGCACAGGAUCGACUUUGUGGCACACGAUGACAUCCCCUAUUCUUCUGCUGGCAGCGAUGAUGUUUAUAAGCAUAUAAAAGAAGCAGGCAUGUUUGCGCCAACUCAGAGGACUGAGGGGAUCUCAACAUCAGAUAUCAUCACCCGGAUAGUGCGGGACUAUGAUGUUUAUGCCAGACGGAACCUGCAGCGGGGCUACACAGCUAAAGAGCUCAACGUCAGCUUCAUAAACGAGAAGAAAUAUCACCUCCAGGAGCGCGUGGAUAAGGUGAAAAAGAGGGUGAAGGAUGUAGAGGAGAAGUCGAAGGAAUUUGUCCAGAAAGUGGAGGAGAAGAGUAUCGACCUCAUUCAGAAGUGGGAGGAGAAGUCCCGGGAGUUCAUCGGCAAUUUCCUGGAGAUGUUUGGCCCAGAAGGCGCGUUGAAACACAUGCUGAAGGAGGGCAAGGGCCGGAUGCUGCAGGCCAUCAGCCCAAAGCAGAGUCCCAGCAGUAGCCCCACGCACGACCGCUCUCCGUCUCCCUCCUUCCGCUGGCCCUUUUCAACCAAAACUCCUCCUUCCUCACCGGUCAACCGCUCCAGGAACGAGUCUGCAGUCACCUAUGACAUCAGUGAAGAUGAAGAGGAUUAAGCUACCAACCGGGAUUUGCUGCAAACCACUAAUCGCCAAAUCCUAAGUCCGGACCCACUGGGGAACUCUAAAUGAGCAGGAGAGCCAUAGGAACAGGGCUGACGGUGAGCACAGGGCCUUGGAGGCACCCGUUGCUCUUAGCAAGGGCUGCUGCCUGGAAGCACAUUCAAACCUCCUCUCCCUUCUCCUCCCCAAAUCCCCUUUUUAUUGUUUACGUUCUAGUGGUUUCCAGGGGGAAGAUGGUUUUUAUAUUUUAAGAAAAUACUCUUUUAAAGCGCAAAGAAUAGCACUCAAGCGUGGCUUUUGUUUUGGUUUCUUUUCCCUUGUUAAACUUCCGGGCAAGAGGGAGAGUGAGAAGACCCAUCUGUCUCUUCUUUCCUUCAGCUCCUCUGUCUUAUUCCCCCCACCCCCAGGCAGUAUCUGUGCCGCUGCCAAACGAAAGGCCCCUCGGUUCCUCAACCAGCGUGACCUUGAGAGCACGCAGGAAGCGGUGGUGUAAAGAGGCUUCUAGGAAAUAGAGACAUCUCUGCUGCGCUGGAGCCGAUAGGAGUCUAUCCAGCAGACCCUGUAGUGCUUGCACGCCUCUUAGCUGAGCUUCCCAGCGUGUCACAGUGAGGAUGUGCUGGGUAGGGGCUACCAGCUUAGCAGGCAGGAGUUACACCCUGGAAGAACUCGCAGCACCAUAGAGUCGCACACCCCGUAAGCGCGCAGCAUUCACAGCUCCAAAUUGUAUGGGGGCUGCAGGGGAAAGGCCCUUCCAGCUAAUCUUAACAAGACUGCUAAAUCUUGAGCUAAAAUUCAGCCCUCGGUUGCUGUUGGAGAGAAGAGAAUGAAUCUUUGCUUCGGGGCACUUGCUGUCUGUGCGUUUCCUUGGGUGUGUGAGAGCCCAGGUAGGAAAUUAAUGUGUGUACUCCUUUGAGAAGUUCCUUGUCCCAGUCUCUGGUGUGUAAUAAGUUUUGCUGUCUGUCCAAAUGGCCCCUCAACACUGUGCUCUGUGCGUGUUUGUCUGUGUUUCAGUUCCUGUGCUCUAAGGGCUGGAGCAGUCCUUUACACUGGUGCCAUGAAGUCGCUGCUAUAAGGACAAAACAUGAUUUCGUACAGCCAGUUUGCUGUCUGUGUCGGUGUGUGCAGCUGGACUGAUGAAGGGCACGUUUUACCCCAGUGAGGGGUCCUGGUCCCGUGUGACAGUUACCUGGCUUGCACAAUAAAUGCACAAAUCAGUGCCCGCUUACUCCACUCCUUGAGGCAGGCCAGAAAGAGCAUCAGAGAGCACUGCAGCUUUUUAAGAUUUUAAACAUGUAAUCUGCUCGUUUGAAACCAUGGUCCAAGUCGUGCCUGCUGUCAUGUCUGUAGUAAUCACUGAGCUUUGUGGCCUGCAGCUCCCCGCGGGCAGUUGCCCUCCCCGUGCUGCAUGCCUGUGCACAGAGCAGGUCUGUGCAUUCUGUCCCGGCAGCCAGCGCUGGAGGGACUGGACUUGGUGUCGCGUAGCUGUGAAGCUUCCGCUUGCUUUUCUGUUCGGAUUUGCCUGUGAUAUCUGUUGUCUCUGGGUGGAGCUGCUGGGCUGAGUUGCCCGUGUCCUCCUGCGAUGCUGGGAGCAGAGGACAGCUCCGGGCCUGAUCAGCAAUACUGCAGGGAGGUCUUCAGAGCGGGACGUGGGGCUCGGGGAGCAGCGGGUGCAAGGAGGCGAAUCGUCAAGUGCUGCCACAGGCUCUGCACGGUGCGAUGCUUCCAGGGGACACAGUGGCCCUGUGGUAGGAGCAGGCUGCCGCUUCUUUCCAGCUUUUAUCUUGCUGAUCCUUUGUCACACUUGGCCAAAGGGCUUGACAGAGACUCCGCUUCUGUUGAGGCCAGAGCCGGUAUGGGAAAGGGUAUUUUGGGGAUUCCUCAUCUGUCACUUCAACGCCUCUCAGCGGGGACGUGCACAGCUCUGGGAGCGUGGCUGGCUGCUAUGGAUUUUAAGCUGUAAGGAGCAAAUAAUGGUCACUUGGUACAAGCCAGUUGUUAAUCCCCUGGUUUAUGAGUGGUAGAGCACGUACUUUAUUUCACCCACAUUCUCUCUUCCCUCAUCUUCCCCACCUUCCCUUCCUCACCAUGGGUGUUGCGUUGCUUUCCCAAGCCGGAUCACGAAGCCGGGCUGCUUUAGAGCCUUACUACUGUUUUAAACACAAGUUAUGCAACAGUGUUCUGUAAAUUUGGAUAACAAUGGUGUUUUGGAUGGUGGUUUGUUCUGCAGAGACCUUAACAUGUUUCUUGGUCUCUCUGGAAAACCUGGGGUGCUUGGUAAGAAGCCAGCCAUGGUUUUACAUGUAGCUUGGAAUAACAGGGCUGUUUGUUGUAACCAAUAAUCCCUGCUUCCUCCUUGCACUUAAAUUAAAUUGGACACUCAAAUCCCA
This is a messenger RNA of Aptenodytes forsteri (emperor penguin), 3681 nucleotides long. It is a transcript of the gene PCYT1A, whose product is annotated as phosphate cytidylyltransferase 1, choline, alpha. Gene Ontology annotation, biological process: CDP-choline pathway. NCBI's taxonomy places the organism in Eukaryota, Metazoa, Chordata, Aves, Sphenisciformes, Spheniscidae. Gene Ontology annotation, molecular function: phosphatidylcholine binding; choline-phosphate cytidylyltransferase activity. The record is from RefSeq and is a predicted model, not a curated record. Gene Ontology annotation, cellular component: endoplasmic reticulum. The transcript is spliced from 9 exons. The coding region runs from base 185 to 1288 and encodes 367 amino acids.